AUGUCUGAAAAACAUUUACAAAGCGGCGAUUCACUGCCACCAUUUGCCGGAAAAUUGCGGUUAUUCGCAAUGAGAUUCUGUCCCUACGCCGAAAGAAGCGUUCUUUGUUUGAAUGCUAAAAAACUUCAAUAUGAUUUAGUUUUUAUAAAUUUAGAUCACAAACCAGAAUGGAUUUUCCAAUUCAGCCCAAAAGGAACAGUACCAGCUUUGGAGUAUGAGGAAGGUAAAGCCAUUUUUGACAGUAAUGUUAUCAAUGUCUACCUCGACGAGAAGUACCCUGAAAUACCACUCCAAAAUUCAGACCCAUUAAGAAGAGCUCAAGACAAAUUGCUCGUUGAAAUGUUUGCUGGGGCCCAAUCAGCAUACUACACUGCCGCAUUCAAUCCUCAAGCAGUUGAACCAAGCAUGGUUGAGAACUUCCAUAAAGGACUUGAACUUCUGCAAAAGGAAAUCCAGUCUCGGGGAACUAAAUUCUUAAAUGGGGAUGAACCUGGACUUGUUGAUUACACCAUUUGGCCAUUCUUGGAGAGGUUUGAAGCUCUUCCAAUCCUAGGAAAACAGGAAUUUGCCAUUGAAAAAUCAAAAUAUGAGAUUCUUCUGACAUACAUGGCAGCAAUGAGAGAAUCACCUGCCGUUAAAGCAUAUGCCUUAGCUCCUGACACCCACGCUAAGUUUACAGAGUCUCGUGUUAAAGGAGAUGCCAAUUACAAUAUGCUGGACACAAGCGCUGUGUGUUGCAUGAGACCAAGAAAGAAGAAGGAAUAA
Molecule: messenger RNA, 765 nt
Organism: Danaus chrysippus (African queen)
Lineage: Eukaryota; Metazoa; Arthropoda; Insecta; Lepidoptera; Nymphalidae
Source: the annotation of a GenBank genome assembly